Messenger RNA from Balearica regulorum gibbericeps (East African grey crowned-crane), 344 nucleotides. The record is from RefSeq and is a predicted model, not a curated record. Lineage: Eukaryota; Metazoa; Chordata; Aves; Gruiformes; Gruidae.
GCCCAAUGCCUGCCCAUCAGCCAGAUUGCAGCUGCGUCCAUGGAUCCAGAGUGGUGCAGGGGAAGUGGUAUGGGGUCCGCUCCUACCUCCACCUCUUCUACGAGGACUGCACUGGGGCCAGCCCUGAUGGGGACAGGGGGGUGCAUCCUGCCACGGCAUCUGAGUGGCCCUGUCCCACGGGGACCCUGUUCCUGCUUGUGGGGGCCACCAUGCUGGCUGCCAGCUCCCUGGUGCCCCCAAAGCUGGAGGGGAUUGGGGAGGAGGGGUUUGUGGUGCUGGAUGUGCAGACACUGAGGUACAGCCACACACUGGGGACGUGCCGGCUGGUGGGCAUGGUGCUGUGU